UCAUCCGCCGCAAUGCCAAGUAUCAACACUCAAUACAGAACAAACUGCAAGUAUCAGAGAGAGGUGGGACAUCGGUAUUGAAGACGGACAGCAACUAGCUAGUUCUCGACCAAAUAUGUCUAAUAGCUACAUCCACACAUUUAUUGCUAAUUAGGUUGAUUCAAACAUGUUAUUUUCGUAUGUGUUUCCAACAACGCCCUAACUGGCCAAGACCAACCGUGCAGGCUUGAUACAUUAUGGACACAUUUCUAUCUUUGGUUUUCCUGGCCAGUACUGCUUCUGGUACUAUCGCUAACUAUGGAAUGAUACAGCCACAAUCUCCAACAGUGGAGAUUGGUAAAAACUUCACUGCUACAUGUGUAUUGUACAAAGACGCGUUAUCCACAGCAGAGGACAUAUAUUGGACUAACAGAAAUACUAUCGAAAUACCGAAAGGACAAUACACCAAAAUAAAUGAUUCUGCUGUGAACGUCACUAUAACCAUCACCAGUAACACAGGGGAAUGGUUGUAUUGUAAAAGUCGACGGCUACUUUCUCCUGUACAUGGGAUUUUACUGACAAAAGAAUAUCCACCAGGGAAGCCGACAAAUCUUUCUUGCGAAGCGUUACAGUCUGGCGACCGAAUCUCCUCUUACAUAUCAUGUACAUGGGUAUCUGGACUGAAGCAGCCUGUGACACAGGACGCAAAGUACACCCUGUUUGUCUUGUAUUCUAAUACACUAUACAAAAACCAUACACAGAGAGGCACGGGGAUGGUAGACUUGUCCACAUUUCCAAACUUCAUGCAGCUGGAAAUAUGGGUGGAAGAGGAGAACAAACUAGGGAAGGUCCAGUCAGAUCGCCUAGAUAUUGAUGCCAAUGAAUUGGUGAAAACAAACCCCCCCUCUGAAGUCAAGCUAAUCCCAGAGACGGAAUUUCCCAGGUCCCUCCGUGUGGAAUGGAAACAUCCUAUACAUCCUACUUAUUUAAAUUUGAGAUACCACAUAAGGUUUUGCACAGCCAGCUCCAAAGAGUGGUUUGAGGUGCCUCAAAGUGACACAGAGAAUUACACUGGAUCUUUUCGGCUUCAGGAUCUUAAGCCAGACACUCUCUACUUGGUUGAAGUGCGUUGCAUACACAGUAGUAAGGGGGGCCACUGGAGCGAUUGGAGUAGAAGUGUUGAAGCCAGGACCCCUGAAGCCAAACCUGCAAGUAAGCCAGAUGUGUGGCGAGUUAUUGUCCCUAUGGAAGGAAGAAGCGAGCGAGGAGUGCAAGUCUAUAGUAAGGCUCCUGUAGAGUCCAAUGGAAAGAUCCGAAAAUAUGACAUCAGGUUUCCAAAUAAAAAUUGGGAGACUGUGACAGUCAACAAUACAGAUCUGGAUUCAAGCUUCCAAAAGAGGAAAAUUACUGUAUUUCGCAAGAUUGACAUAUCUGACAGUGUAACAGCCCACUUUUAUGUGAUUGCUCACAAUGCUGUGGGCACGUCUCCUGAAGCAUCCUUAGUCAUCCCGAAAAUAAGUCAAGAUCUUCCUCAUGUGGAGGCAUUACGUUGGUACAACCACGAAGGCAAGCUGUGGGUAAAGUGGAAACACCCCAUAAACAGGGUCAACCUGACCGAGUACGUGGUGGAGUGGGUGUCGGUGAGCGACGGGAAGAUGGACUGGCAGAGAGAACACAGACACACAAGUCAGGCAGCCAUUUUGGGUUAUCUUCAGAAGUUUAAACACUACAACGUGUCAGUGUAUCCAGUGUAUUCUGGAAUGGCUGGGAAACCAACGACUAAAGUGGCUUUUCUGGAACAAGGGGCUCCAGAGGAGGCUCCCACUUUGCGACUGAAAAGAAUUGGGAAGUAUGACGUUGAGCUGCAAUGGUUUGAAAUUCCACUAGACAAACAACAUGGAAUCAUUGUCAACUAUACCAUAUUCUGCCUGUUAAAUGGCAAGGAAUACUUAACAGAAACAAUCCCUCCUACCACCUUCUCCUACACUCUGAAGUCCUUGUCCAGUCACACCAGUUAUGAGGUCUCGAUAAGAGCAUCUACAAUCAAUGGGUCAGUCGACGGUCCCGGAACGACUUUCAGCACUCUGAAUUAUGCUAAAGGGGAGAUAGAAGGCAUCGUGGUGGGAGUGUGCUUCGCCUUCCUGCUGUGUGUAUUAGUGGUCUUAAUACUGUGGUUUAAGUUUAAGAGCUGGAUAAAAAAGAUAUUUUGGCCAGAUGUCCCAAACCCUUCGAACAGCACCAUUGCUACUUGGUCUCCUGACUUCCCCUCUAAACCUGACACUCCGAAAGAGGGUGCCCUGGCUGACGUGAGCGUGAUGGAGGUGGAGGCAGACAUGUUGGACAGCAAGUCCCUCUUCGAGGAGGAGAAGACUUGCCUGCCCCUGAAGAAGGACAAGUACCUGUCAGAGGAGCACAGCAGUGGCAUCGGAGGCUCCUCCUGCAUGUCCUCGCCCCGUCAGAGCGUGUCGGAUAGCGAUGAGGGCAGUGACUCUGGUCAGACCACAGCCAGCACUGUUCAGUACUCCUCAGUGGGGGCGACCAACGGCUACAAGGGUCAAACACCCAGCUUGCUACGUCCGAGCCAAGGCCCGACGCAGCAGCCCACUUUUGCCCGUUCAGAAUCCACUCAGCCUCUGCUGGACUCUGAGGAGCACCCUGACCUGCUGGGGCAGGAGGGCAGUGGACAGACCCAGCGCUACCCCUGCAACCCCUACUUCAGACGCUGGCCUGGGGCCAGCGAGGAUGGUGGUCAACCUGCGGCUGAAUUUAGCCAUCUGGAGAUGGAGGGGCAGGGGUGUGUGGCCAUGCUCAGGUUCAGCCCCCUGGAUGAGGCCUCUCAGCAGACCACGCCCACAGAGGAAGGGCAGUCUUCUGAUGGACAGCCUGCUGAUCCCGCCUCUAGCUACAUACCCCAGCUGAAUGGCUACAGGCCACAGUGAAUGAGGCUACAAUGUUGACAUUUUCUGGAUGGUGCAAUUUAUUUGCCACAACUUUCUCUGUGCCUCUUUCGGAGAUGAAUCUCAAACCUUUUUAAAGGCGUUGUCUUUGUAUAAUAAUAGCAGUAUUGAUUAAGCAACAAAUGGUAUUCAUGACUUCAUGGAGAGGUUACAUCUGUGGGAUUUUUUUUUUACUCAACAUAGUAUUGUGCAUAGAUAAAACAUUUCAUGGCCAAGGCUCAUCAACUGUGCCACUCUAUGAAUUAACAUGUUACUGCUGCUACUCUUCACUUAUCAAGCUUUGGUUUUUGUCUUCUUGGGAAAAAGAGGAUUAAGGACUAACUGUACAGUACCACACCCCCAACUAUGCUAUACUUUUCAGCAUGUAGUUCAAACACCAAAAUAAUAGAACAGUUAGAAGAAAUGAUUCAGCAUUGAAUAUUGCCUUAUUAACUUCAAAUGUUCUGAACUUUCCUUAAUGUAGGUCUUUGCCUUACUUUUCACAGCCUUUUUGUUUUGUAUAGAAUUCAAAGUUGCAUGUUUUUAUUUUUUGAAUAAGUCGUAAGUUGUCAUUUUGUCUUGAAUUGGUAAAUGACUCUAAAUUAUACCUUGAGCAUUUACAAAAUGCAUCUGUGCUUGGUAUAAAAAUAUACCCAAUAGUAUUUUGAGAGCUAUCAAUAUUUACAU
Osmerus eperlanus (European smelt) is the source of this 3602-nucleotide messenger RNA. RefSeq names its product interleukin 6 cytokine family signal transduce (gene il6st). Lineage: Eukaryota; Metazoa; Chordata; Actinopteri; Osmeriformes; Osmeridae. The transcript is spliced from 16 exons. Gene Ontology annotation, cellular component: external side of plasma membrane; membrane; signaling receptor complex. The record is from RefSeq and is a predicted model, not a curated record. Gene Ontology annotation, biological process: cytokine-mediated signaling pathway. The coding region runs from base 237 to 2918 and encodes 893 amino acids. Gene Ontology annotation, molecular function: cytokine receptor activity; cytokine binding.